UUGUUAAGAUAUAUUUUAGUAUAUUUAGUUAUAUAUAUCAUCUAAAAAUGUCUUGGUUUAGCUGGAGGACGAGGCCCAGUUCCUACUUUUGGCUAGCAUGCAGCUGGUGUUCAAUGCUGCUGUUGCACUGGGGUGCGGGAUGUCCGGCAGCACCUGAAAGGCCACCAGCGAUCGACUGGGACUAUGAGUACCGAAAGGCAGGCUCUGACUUGAACAACAUGCUGGCGGAGGCGAUGCUGAAUAAUCGCCAGGAUGACCGGGUCAUUUUGGCGCAGCUUGCCAUGAGCGAUGGCGUGACGGACAGCGUGGUGUACCGGCCGAGACUCGGUGAGGAUGCAACGUUUAUGUGCGACGUGCCUGCCGGUAGUGACUGGCGUGAUGUGUCCUGGGUACAUCAGGAUCGCACCAUCUUUGAAGCAGGACGGGCGCUGCCGUUGCCGGUGGAGGACGUCUCGGGACAGGCCUACAACUUCAGCCGCGUGAACGACACUCUGUUCCUUGUGGUCGUUAAUGUCAGCAUGCGCUCCGGGGGAUCCAUACAGUGCAUCAGCAUUCCGUCGGGCCCCGCCUACACGUCUCACCGUCGCGUUCUGUAACGGUUCAUGCUCCUGCCGCUGAUCACGCGUCACACUGACGUUUUUGCGUCACCGGGCGCCUACCGGAUCGCCACUGAGGGUGAGCCCGUUUCGGUGUCGUGUACAAUCCGCCUUCCCUUACCGGAAGACAUCUACACAAAUCUGCACAAUCACGUGAUUUGGCGCCAUAACGGCCGCAUUCUCAAAGGGCCCUGGGAGGCGCCGUACGGCAACUUAAUGCCCGCAACGGGGCGCGCCCAAAUAAUACCGCACACGCCAUCCCCCAACAGACCCGGAGAACUGACAAGCUCUGUGUUAGACUUUGAGGCCAUUGGGUUAGCCGAUGCUGGUUAUUUUCAGUGCUUUUUUCGCCCCCACCGGGGCAUUCAUGAAUGGAUAUU
This is a messenger RNA of Paramacrobiotus metropolitanus, 976 nucleotides long. RefSeq lists its product as uncharacterized. The record is from RefSeq and is a predicted model, not a curated record. The coding region runs from base 48 to 596 and encodes 182 amino acids. Lineage: Eukaryota; Metazoa; Tardigrada; Eutardigrada; Parachela; Macrobiotidae. The transcript has 2 exons.